GGGGGGAGACGUGAGCAGCUGUGACGCCGCGAGUGCGUGCGCGCCGCCGCGGCGCUGUCGCUCCUGGCGGAAGAUGGCGGAUCGGAGCGGCUGAGAGCGGGAGGUGGUCAGAGCCACGGGCUUCGCUCAAGACAAGCGGCGGCGUUGAGCGCACAGCGAGCCGGCACGAGGCCGGGCGAGGGGAAGGGAGCCCGUCCGAGUGGCAUGCAAUGGCCAGCUCGUCAGACAGCGAGGAUGACAGUUUCAUUGCCAUGGACACAGAAGAAGUGUUGGAUGGGACCAUGGAACAAGAUGAAGAGCCUCAUGUUGAAUUGGAAGUUGAAGAAAUGAGACAUAACCGCUCAAUGUUAGAGUUGCCUGAGGAAGUGCUGGAAUACAUCUUGUCUUUCUUGUCUCCAUAUCAGGAACACAAAACAGCUGCUCUUGUUUGUAAACAAUGGUAUCGACUCAUUAAAGGCGUGGCUCAUCAGUGUUACCAUGGUUUUAUAAAAGCUGUUCAAGGAGGAUACAUUCAGUGGGAGAGCCGAACCUACCCCUAUCCAGGGACUCCGAUUACCCAACGCUUUUCACACAGUGCUUGUUACUAUGAUGCCAAUCAGUCCAUGUACGUCUUUGGGGGUUGUACUCAAAGCAGUUGUAAUGCAGCAUUCAAUGACCUUUGGCGGCUUGACCUCAACAGCAAAGAAUGGAUCCGACCUCUGGCAUCAGGUUCCUAUCCUUCUCCAAAGGCUGGAGCUACAUUAGUUGUGUACAAAGACCUUCUGGUGUUGUUUGGAGGCUGGACCAGGCCAAGCCCAUAUCCUCUACAUCAACCCGAGAGGUUUUUUGAUGAAAUACAUACUUACUCACCCUCAAAGAACUGGUGGAACUGUAUUGUAACAACUCAUGGACCUCCUCCAAUGGCUGGCCAUUCAUCCUCUGUAAUUGGAGAUAAAAUGAUUGUGUUUGGAGGAUCAUUAGGAUCUCGACAAAUGAGUAACGAGGUCUGGAUCCUGGACAUGGAACAAUGGGCCUGGUCCAAGCCGGUGACGUCAGGUAGCAUGCCCCAUCCAAGAGGUGGGCAGUCCCAGAUUAUUAUUGAUCAUGAAACUAUCCUGAUCCUGGGAGGCUGUGGAGGACCCAAUGCACUGUUUAAGGAUGCCUGGUUGCUACACAUGAACAGCACACCUUGGACAUGGCAACAGCUAAAAGUGGAGAAUGAGGAGCAUGGGGCACCAGAGCUAUGGUGUCAUCCAGCCUGUAGGGUUGGACAGUGUGUGGUAGUGUUCAGCCAAGCACCCAGUGGUCGAGCCCCUCUCAGUCCCAGCUUACAUUCUCGCCCAUCUCCUAUCAGUGCCACACCACCAGCUCUUGGUGCAGAAAUGAGAGAACAUCGAUCACAGUCCCCAGUACGGAGUACCGAUGAAGUUCCAUGCGUAAAUGGACGCUGGGGUACAUUGCGGCCAAGGACGCAUAGGCCAACAACAUCUGGUUCUCGGGAAGGCAGUCUAUCUCCAGCCAAAGGAGAAAGGUCACCAGUUUUAAAUGGUGGAACAUUAUCCCCAGGAUCCUUAGUUGGCUCUUUGGACAGUCCAGUGCAGCCAGGAUCCCCUGUCACAUCAGCUGUGGUGGAGGGUUAUGAUCUUCGAGGACUUCCACAUGUCACUAGGCAAAGCACACCAGUGGAACAGAAGGUAGAUUCAGGAUUAGAUCCAUAUAGGUCUCAGGAUUCUGUAAAUUGGGACUCAAAAGCCUCUUCCAGCAGCAACCUUGGAGAGGAUGGGAAUAGGACAAGUCCAGGAACUGAGAUUAAUGUUGGGAAUGCUCCAGAGCAGACAAAUGGAAUUCACACACCACCUCACGUGGCGAGCACUCCUCCAGGCCCAGUAUCACCAGGAGCACUCCGAAGAGGGCUGGAGGCUGUGAAGGAUUUCUUGCCACAAAGUUCAGCAUCUGUUGUUUCAGCUAGCGGAAGUACAGCUCCUUUAUCUGUAAUGCCAGGAAACCCUGGUCAAAGUUCCAACAGUACUGAUGUACCACUUCGCUCUGCACCUGCCCAGGCAGAUGGACAUACACUGCCACCAAUUGCACGCCGGUUAGGCCACCACCCACCUCAGUCUCUCAAUGUAGGAAAACCCUUGUACCAGAGCAUGAACUGCAAACCAAUGCAAAUGUAUGUGUUGGAUAUAAAGGAUGCAAAAGAAAAGGGAAAAGUCAGUUGGAAAGUAUUCAACAGUGGCUCAGUUGUAGGCCCACCAGAAACCAGCCUCCACACAGUGGUGCAAGGUCGGGGAGAGUUGAUCAUUUUUGGGGGGCUGAUGGACAAGAAACAGAAUGUGAAGUACUAUCCAAAAACCAAUGCAUUGUAUUUUGUGCGAGCUAAGAGAUAAUGCAACACCUCAAGAUGCUAGAUCCUUAACAAUGCAGCUUGGUGGGUUAAAUUGUUGACCGUUGCCCCUCGAACCAGAGAAGAAUGCAUUCCUUGAGCACAUAUGGAAGUCACGCUGGAGCAAAAUGAGUUUGUCAUGGGGCUCUGAAUGAAUACUGUGAUUUUGGACUCUUAGAUUCAGUUGAGUGUAUGCAGUGGUGCACUGCUACCUAGGGCUUACAAAUGUGUUGAAGGCAGUAACGGGGCUUUAAGCUGCACACAUAUGGUCCCUUUGCCAGACCUGCUGCUUUGAUCUAUUUUCUACAGGUUUCAGUUAACAUAAGGAUGAACUAAAAUGCUGCUCAAAUUUUGAAUCAAGUAAAUGUAAGUGGUGAAAAGCGUUUUGAUGUGCUCCAGGCAUAUGACGAGAUUGUUGGGCAUGUAGGUAAUUAUCUGGUGUAUCCUUUUCCCACCACCGUUCAUUGAAUUCAUGCCCUGAUUUGAUGAGGUUUGUGGUGCAGAUGUAUUUUGUAUUUGUGAUUUUUCUCCAAGUAAAACCACAGCUGUGGUGCUAUUUAUGUCAGCCUCUUUCCUUAUCAAUUAAGCGUACUAUUGAUUCACAAAAUCACAGUGACAUUAAAUUCUAUGCAAUAUUUUCAUCCCCAAAACUUAGCUAUUCAGAUCUGGUUCCAGUUUAUCCUUCCACUGUUCUUAAAGUUUUGUUUCUAUCUACCUGGAUUAUUGCAGUCACUGUCAGUUUUCUGUCUAGUUUCCUGAGGGAAAAGGUAAGCAUAGUCUCUUUGCAUUUGACAUUGGUCAAAAGAUAAUAAAUCUGGUGGUGGGUGUUUAGAAGCAGUCAACCUUCUGUACCUGACUUGGUAAUUUGAUACCUAAAGCAUCUCGAUCCAUCCUACUCAAGGAUAUUGUUGAUUGACCAGCUAAUCUCACUAAGUGACUUAAUGGGGUGAAUCUUUAUGGAACUUUGGAUUAUUGCCACUGAUGCUCAGCAAACUUAAAUGGACAGAGUAAGUCUGAACAAAAUAGUGGGAAGCUCACCAGUAAUCCAUAUUUGAGAGUUGUGAGCUUUUAGCUGAUUAUGUACCAACAGGUAUCUCUGUAUACGCUUGAAAGUCCUUAAAGCUUUUGCUCCGCCAAUGUGUGCCUAAGUUCUUAAUCAGUAGAUGAAGUGUGUUUCUAUGGGAAAAGUGUUUUGGUUAAAUACAGUCAUUCUACAGGUGUAACCUGCUUCAAAGUCUCAAAUAUAAUAUGUUUCUCUGUGGCAGACAUCUGAUUGUCCAGUACUUUUAUUGGCAUCCUUGUUACAGAUACAUGGCCAUUCGUCUUUGUCCUAAAAUGUCUGGAUGGCCUGAUUUCGAAAUGGUAAAAAUGCAUGACUGUUGAACCAAUUAUAUUUAACAGAAUACCCACAUUUUGGCUGUGUCUUCAUCUUAGCUGCUAUCAUCAGAUCUGAUGAUUUCACAUAUUCAGCUGUUGCAGAACUUAUACAAAGAGUUUCAAACACAAAGGUGGGGGAAGUGUGACACAUGAAGUCUGUAAACUCUUUGUUCAUUGCUUAUUUAUAGUCUCAGCAAAUAUCCUGUCUAUUGAUUUAUUUAAGAGAAAUUAAGGGCAAGUUUGUUCCCUUCUGCCAGUUUCUGUCAGAGUAUAUUUUCACAUGGUGUGGAUUUAUUUUACUGCAGUUUUUACUUUUCUGUCCCUUAGUCUUGUACUUAAAAGAUGAAAAAGUGAACCAGUUUCUAUACUGGCCAUCUAGCUUACAGGUCAUGUCAGUUCAAGCAUCUCUAUUUUCCUAGGAUCAAAAGAAUGUUAAAUUUUCAUUACUACAUUCAGGAUCUGGAUUCUCUGGUGUUGUCAACUUCAUUUAUUUUUGUGUUGAGAGGUGCUUGCUUGGAAUAGCUAAAUCUAUUUCAUAAAAGGCUUUCACAGUCAUCAGAUUUUGGGAAGACUAACUUCAUAUUAAGUUUUAAGGUUGAAGUGAUUGAGUGAUACACAGGCUCAAUCUUCCUCCACAUUUAUUGCAAAACGUACGGUUUAGUAUUAAAAAAAAACAAAUUGCACUUAAAUUGCUCAGAAUUUACUGUAAGACUUCAUAUCAGAAAAAAAAUACUUUUGAAAUUCAGUUGUAAUGUAAGGAAAGAUAAUUUGCACAGAACAAAGUCCCAUAAUUUUGUAAUUGAGCCAAGUCACCAAUUACUUUUUGUGGUUAUUCAGGGAUGAAUGUUGGUCUGAACACUGAGAAAUAUCGCCUUGGAAUAGUGCUGUGGAAUCUUUACUAUGCACCUAAAAAGGCAGACCUGGUCUUGCAGCCCUGUGCCACCAUUGCUGCAAACUGCUGCACGGUGGCACAGUGGUUAGCACUGUUGUCUCACAGCGCCAGAGACCCGGGUUCAAUUCCCGCCUCAGGCGAGUCU
This is a messenger RNA of Chiloscyllium plagiosum (whitespotted bambooshark), 4779 nucleotides long. RefSeq names its product F-box protein 42 (gene fbxo42). Lineage: Eukaryota; Metazoa; Chordata; Chondrichthyes; Orectolobiformes; Hemiscylliidae. Gene Ontology annotation, molecular function: protein binding; ubiquitin-like ligase-substrate adaptor activity. The record is from RefSeq and is a predicted model, not a curated record. Gene Ontology annotation, cellular component: SCF ubiquitin ligase complex.